AUGAAGACUUACUCGACGUCAGGCAACGCUCAAGAACAACUGUUGUCAUGGAAACAUUUGAAGCUGAUUGCAGAGCUGUCAAAAUGUCCUCCUACAAGUCCAGCCACCUGUCGGUACACCCAUCUCUACAAGUAUCGACUGAUAUCAGGACUCUGCAACAACAGGCAAAAUCCUCGCUGGGGAGCAGCCAACACUGCCUUGGUCAGAUGGCUACCAGCUGAAUACGAAGACGGGGAGAGCGAACCAAAAGGCUGGAACCCAGAACGGCUCCAUAAUGGAUUCCAACUUCCCCCGGCCCGGACAGUCAGCAGGGAAAUAAUGACGAGUGCUUCUAAAUGGAAAGAUGAUUCCUACUCUCAGCUGCUGGCGGACUGGGGCCAGUAUAUAUCCCAUGACAUAACCCUGACGCCUCAAAGCACCAGCACCGAUGGGUCAGAUGUGGACUGUUUAAAAACGUGUGAAAAUGUGCAUCCGUGCUUUCCCAUUAAGAUGAAUGAUGGUCUACAAGGCUGUAUGCCAUUUUUUCGCUCCACAUCAGACUGCUUUGUCAAUUUUCAGUCUGGUAUAAGACAAGCCCUGCAGCGACAACAGCUCAAUGCCAUGACUUCAUUCAUUGAUGCUUCUGCUGUCUACGGCCACAAUCAAAAGCUGGAGAGCUUCCUUCGUGACCUUCCUGGCCGUAAUGGAAAACUUGCUGUCAAUGCCCGAUUCAAAGAUCCAAAAGGAAGGCCUUAUCUCCCAUUUGUAACCAAGCUGCCAUCAGCCUGCCACCAAGAUCUGCAAGGGGAAAGAGUUGAAUGCUUCAGUGCAGGAGACAACCGGGUCAGCGAAGGUCUGCCUCUGACUUCUUUGCACACGCUGUGGCUCAGAGAACACAAUCGAAUUGCAGAGGCACUGAAACACAUCAACGGUCACUGGAGCCCAGAGAUGAUAUACCAAGAGACUCGUAAGAUCAUAGGUGCACUGCACCAGAUCAUAACCCUAAGAGACUAUGCUCCAAAAAUCAUUGGCCCAGAGUCCUUCAAACAUUACAUUGGUCCCUACAGGGGAUAUGAUCCAUCUGUGGACCCCUCUAUCGCCAACGUGUUCGCCGCAGCCGCAUUCAGGUUCGGCCAUGCUACCAUCUCCCCAAUCCUCUGCAGACUGAAUGAGAGCUUCCAGGAGGAUGAGCGCUUCCCCCACUUGAGACUGCACAAUACUUUAUUCAGUCCAUGGAGAAUAGUCAAAGAAGGGGGGAUUGAACCAGUCCUGAGAGGCGUAAUUGGAUCUGCAGCGUCAGCUGUUAGCGCAGACAUGCUGUUGGUUGAUGAAGUAACAGAGAGGCUAGUGGUCCUUGAUACACUGAAGCAGAUGGACCUGGCUGCGCUGAACCUGCAGAGAGGACGAGAUCACGGCCUCCCAGGAUACAACGAUUGGAGGGAAUUCUGUGGAUUGCAGCGCAUUAAGACAUUGGAUGAUUUGUCACUGGCCGCGGGAGACUCCAGGGUUGCUAAGAGAAUACUUGACAUAUACAAACAUCCCGACAACAUCGAUGUAUAUCCAGGAGGACUUGUUGAAAGGCUUUUGCCUGGCUCAAGAACUGGUCCUCUCUUUGCUUGCCUGAUUGGAAGGCAGAUGAAAGUGCUCCGUGAUGGUGACAGGUUUUGGUGGGAAGCUGAUGGUGUGUUUACCCAGCAACAGAAGGAGGAACUUUUAAAAUUUUCUCUAUCCCAUCUGAUCUGUGAUAAUAGCGACAUAGGAGAAGUUCCUCUUGAUCCUUUCAGAUUGGGGAAGUAUCCAUCUCAUUAUGUCUCCUGUGAUCAGAUACCCUCAAUGAAUUUGGAAGCUUGGAAAGACGAAAUGGGCGAAGACUUAAAACGGUGUGGCCUUCCUAAACAGAUCAACAAUGGAGAUUAUAUCUUGUCCUCUACAUCUCGAAAACUGGUUGCUCUAUACUCUUGUUACCAUGGUUUCACAUUAAAGGGUGCCGCUGUCAUAGUUUGCAUGGGCAAUCGAUGGUGUAAUCAACCUCCACAAUGUAACAGGGAAUCACCCCUAAGAUGUUAGCGAUGCAACAGAAUGGGAAAUGCUACAUGAGUUUAUAAUCAAGUUCACAUGAUUUUUCUU
Molecule: messenger RNA, 2106 nt
Organism: Maylandia zebra (zebra mbuna)
Lineage: Eukaryota; Metazoa; Chordata; Actinopteri; Cichliformes; Cichlidae
Source: RefSeq, a predicted model, not a curated record